AUGUUUAAAUUAGGAUUCAAGACAGGUAUUAGGGCCGCAUAUAACGUCCUGGACAAUCCGUCUUUUGUUGCUGAACCAUGGUAUAUCUAUCCUGCUAAACAUAAAUCAAAUGGAAAAAUUGUGUCAGUGUUUAUAUUUGAUAAAUCCAAAUUUGAAUCUCAAGUACAAAGAUUAUAUUCAUCUUCAUCAAGUAUUAAGAACCCCAAAGUUAUAAUUAAUGAAUCUUAUGAAGUUAUCAAAGCUGAAGUGAAUCAAUUAAGUAAAUUAAAACAUCCACAAUUAUUGACGAUUUUUGAAGUUCUUGAAGAAACUAAAACAAAAUUCUUAUUUGCUAGUGAACCAGUGACAGAUAACUUAUUUACAGUGAAUCAUAGUAGUCUAGAUGAAUUAUCGAUUCAGAAAGGGUUGUUACAGAUUAGUAAAGGGUUGGAAUUCUUACAUAGUCAUUGUUCGAUUAUUCAUUUGAAUAUUCAACCAUCUUCAAUAUUUAUAAAUAAUCAAGGCGAUUGGAAAUUAGCUGGAUUUAGAUUCUUGGAAAAUCUAAGUGAAAUAUCACCGCAAGAAAGGGAGAAUUUCUAUAUUAUGAAUAAUUCAUCCAUGAUCCCAUUUGCAAAUUUGAAUUUGAAUUUCACUGCACCUGAAUUAAUUAUAGAUUCUCAUACAAAAUUAGAUUUUGCAAACGAUAUUUGGUCAUUGGGACAUUUGAUAUAUUAUCUAUAUAAUCAAGACUUAUUGAUAAAUUGCUUUGAUUCAAAUAGUAUUUCCGAUUAUAAACAAGAAUUUAGAAAAUUUGAACAAAAAUUCUAUAAUCAUAAACCAUCUGAAUUAAAAUAUGUCUUGAAAAAUGUUCCAGAAAGAUUAUAUCCAAUAUUCCCACAAUUAUUAGCAAGAUAUCCCGAUGACAGACUUACGUUGAAUAGAUUUAUAGACUCGGACUUCUUUAACGGAAGUAUAAUUAAAGCUAUGUGGUUUAUUGAUGAAUUUUCAACCAAAGCAAUAGACGAGAAAUUGUUGUUUAUGAAUGGAUUAAUGGAUAUCGACCCUAGGACACAAGCAAGUGUGAUUGAACAAUUCCCACCGGCAUAUAGGUCACUGAAAUUAUUGCCGUUAUUGAUAGAUUUAUUAACCAAUGAAUUGAAUGUUUUGAAUGAAUCUACUGGAUUCGAUCCAAAUACAGAAGAAUUGAUUUGUCGAUCCCUUGAUAUCAUCUUAAAUAUUUCCAAAACAUUAUCUCAUUUGACAUUCCAGGAUCGCGUUUUCAGUGUCUUAUUUAAAGACGAUUCGAGAAACAAAAAGGCACCCAAGACAUUUACGAAAUUGGUUACUUCUUCAGUUCGAUGUCGUCUUGCCGUAGUGGACAAUUUGGAAAUUAUUCAAGAGAAAGUGAAUGAUAAAGAAUUUGUGGAUUUGAUUAAGAAAAUGUUGGAUUUGGUAUUGACUACCUCUCCUAAAGAACAAGAGCAGAUCCAAUAUCAGAUCAAACUUCAGGAAACCUUUUUGCGAUUUUUACCUAAAAUAAUUGAAAAAAUCGAGUUCCCAUUUAUAAAGAAUACUUUAUUUCCCAUGUUGUGUCAGGUAUUUAAAACGACUACUAUCUUAUCAACGAAAUUGAUCACCAUAGAAACGUUUGAGAUAUUUGUCGAACGCAAGAUCAUUGAUAAAAUCAUUGUUAAUGAACAAUUAUUUCCAGUGUUGAGAAAUUUGAAGAGUAGAGACAAGAGAAUUGUUGGGAAAGUAUUGGGCUUCUAUUCCAAAUUAAUUCAAAGUGAACAUAUAUCACUUGAUUUAGAAUCGUCAGUUGAAUCAGUAUUACCACAAUGUCUUGCCCUUGCAUUUGGAUGUAAUGAUUGUUCUCAAAUGGAAUUCCAAAACUUCAUAUCAAUUACCGAUAGAAUUCAAAAGCAUUUAAUUGCAAAGAAAGUUUCAUCCUUACCUAAGACAUCGACUUCUCAUAUGUCAGUAUCAAAUGGAAAUGCAAAACCUACCAAUUUUGAAUCACUUUUACAAACUCAAGUUAUACAUGAGAGUCCAAAAGAACUCCCAGGUCCAAAAUCAAUGUCUGUUAUGCAGCCAAUGAGGAAAUCAAAUGACAGUUCAGGAAGCAAUUCUCCAAAAGUAAGCAAUUCACCAGUAUUUCGUAGAUCGAACCAACCUAAUAGAUCAAGCCCACAGCAUACUGCACCAGUGACGUUAAAGCCAAGGUCACGCACUACCACACCAGUGACAUUAAAACCCAUGCAACCGAACAAACCAUCACUGCAACCUGGACUAAAAUUCGGAGCUACGAACCAAGCCACAAAUGCCUCAAACACCAAAUUAUUAAAUGCAUUAAAAAGCACAUUUGAUAGACCCAAUAAUGCUGAUGAUGAUUUUGAUGAUUUCCAACUGGCAGGUAACGAGAGUUCUACAUCCGUCAACUCAAGUCAGUUGAAUUGGCAAACAGAAAUGAACAAAACCAAGGCUACAAACACGUCAGGCUCAACAUAUAACACACAACAGCAUGUUAUGAAUCCGGUCAGAAAUCCGCCAGUGAAUACUAAUAAUGCGAGCUAUCCUCCUGGAUUCAAUUCGAAUAUGAUUUUGGCACCAAAAAGUUCAGGUAGUCCUGCUUUAUCUCAUUCGCAGCCACAGAAACUGCAACAACAGUCGUCUCACGUUAAUCCUGAUUUAUUAAAUCUUCUUUAA
Hemisphaericaspora subhashii is the source of this 2685-nucleotide messenger RNA. RefSeq lists its product as uncharacterized. Gene Ontology annotation, biological process: protein phosphorylation. The transcript has a single exon. Gene Ontology annotation, molecular function: ATP binding; protein kinase activity. The record is from RefSeq and is a predicted model, not a curated record. Bases 1 to 2685 code for a protein of 894 amino acids. Lineage: Eukaryota; Fungi; Ascomycota; Pichiomycetes; Serinales; Debaryomycetaceae.